Messenger RNA from Caenorhabditis sp. 36 PRJEB53466, 5415 nucleotides. The record is from the annotation of a GenBank genome assembly. Lineage: Eukaryota; Metazoa; Nematoda; Chromadorea; Rhabditida; Rhabditidae.
AUGAAUGAGGAGGUUCCGUUGAUAGAGUCUGCAGUGGUCGAGAUCGUUCCGAAUGGGAGCGUCGCUCGUGUCACCGAUAUCAUCAUCAUUAAUGUUGGCGGACGAAAAGCGCGGCUCAAUUCUGAAAUAGUCACAAGACGACUUGCCACGUCACGGCUCGCAGUGUUCUGCGAAAAGUCGCACGUGGAGCGGCUAACCGACUGCGACGCCUACUUCGAUGCCACGUCAGAGUACUACUUCGAACGGUCGCCCAUCAUUUUCGAGUAUGUCAUAGACUUUUAUGUCACCGGAAAACUGCACCGACCCAUGGACAUUUGUCCGAUCCGCCUGAGAUAUGAACUCGAUUACUGGCGGAUUCCCACGCCGUUCAUGUCCCCGUGCUGCAUUCUCGAGGAGAACAACAAUAUGGCGAGCAAAAUGUCGACUGAGAAAGUGAGCACUUUUCACACGACGUCAUCAGAUCUCUUUCGAUGCUUUUAGGCCUACGUCGAUUCUUCGCUACCGUCGUCGUGCUUCGAUAAAGUGGUUCUGGGUCCUCAACGACUAAAGUUGUAUCGGCUGAUGGAGAAUCCGAGGUCUUCCUCCGGCGCCAAAGUCUUCUCCGUCGGAUCCGCACUUUUCGUCCUUCUUUCUCUUCUCGGACUCAUUCUCAGCUCAAUGCCAGAAUUGCAAGAUGAGAACAAGGAACCGCACUAUCUGUUGCACUGGCUUGAAUUGCUGUGAGUCCAAACAUUCAAAAAACGUUCAUUACACAAAAUUCCUGCUUACAGGUGCAUGGUAUACUUCACUUUCGAAUACCUCGCACGCCUUCUGGUCAACCCUAAAAAAGCCGAAUUCAUCAGAAGCCCUUUGAAUGUGAUCGACCUGCUAACGGUUCUUCCGUUCAUGAUCGAGGCGUUCAAUGAAUUGCAGUGGAUGAAAGAGUUCCGAGGUAUGAUCACUGCACGUAAGGAAGGCACUCAACACUUUCUACUACUUCCAGGCGCCAUGCUGGUCGUCCGUGUCAUGAGACUCGCGCGUGUCGCCCGUAUCUUCAAACUCGCGCGGUACAGUACGGGACUGCGAGCGUUCGGAGAGACGAUGAAGAAGAGUGCCGCGGAGCUGAGCAUGCUGGGAAUGUUUUUGGUGACAGGUACGUCUGGGGAACGAUAUUAUAAUCCCUUGGAAAGUAUAUAGUGUUUGCGACGAAAAUUAGUUCGCUUAGUUCCUUUGGGACCACAGUCGCAACAACAAGCAAAGAACAAGUUUUUUAAAGGAAUAAUGCUCUUCUCAACGGCCAUCUAUUUCUUCGAACGGGAUGAGCCAAACUCAAAAUUCUACAGUAUCCCAGCGGCUUGUUGGUGGUGUAAGUGCCUCAAUGAAAUGAAAUGGGAACAGUGCUCAUCUUUUAGGUGUCAUCACAAUGACAACAGUCGGCUACGGAGACCUGGUUCCGAUCACGGCUGGCGGAAAAGUGGUGGCUGCUCUGGCCUCCGUCUGCGGAAUCAUCGUGCUCGCCUUCCCGAUCUCAAUGAUCAUCGACAAGUUUGCCGAAUCCACUGGCGGCUGGAGUGGCGGAGAACCGGACGAAGAACAGGGACACCGAGCACCGAAUUUGAAUGGCGCGCCCGCGCACCCGGUCAAGAAGAAGAGCAAGCGAUACGUCGGAUUCUGAUUCUACUAAAUAUUUAUUUCAAUGUACAUAACUCUCAAUGACAAUACGGUUCAUUUUCUUCCCAGUUUCCCUCCACUUCGAAUCUUUUCUUUUCUUUCAUUUAUUAUUACCCGACAAAAAUGUAGCAUUUCUGGUUAGGUGCCCUUGGGUUACUCGCUUUUUUUUUGCUAAAAGUUAAUUUUGAAACUGAGAUAAAGUAGAUCUGUAAAUAAAAAGGUGAAACUCACUAACAUGUCGUAGCUUAAAAUGCCGACUACGCAACUAGACUGCACCGUUUGCCGACUACAGUAGUCUGCAUUCAAAUUCGCAGCCGAUCGAAAUAGGCGCCAUCUUGUUUUUGGCCUCCCGACCAUUUCUUGUUUUCUUAUAUUUCUUGCUUUUCUCGACGUCACGGUUCACGUUUCGGUGCGUCCAAAAUACGCGGUCUUCCAGAUUUCCCACAACAAACUAAUCAAUUCGCUCCGUGCAAUAGUUUCUUGUAAUAUUUACCCCGUUCUUUCAAAGGUAAGCGUAAAAAUUGAAAACAAAAAGGAAUCCACGUGGCAUCUACCUUCGCAGACCUGAUACCUGCCAAUUCCGACGGCAUCAGGCGGCGCGUUACGAAAUGGUGCGGCGUGGAAACAGAACGGCGGUCGCGGCGACGAUGACGUCGGCGUCGUCCUCGUCGGGUUCCAAUCAUAACAGCACGAACCGUUGGAGCCGUUCGCGACCCCAUUCUUCUAACAGCGGAGACAUCGAGAAAGUCGUCAAAAGUAUCGAGAGCAGCAGAAGCAGCCCGAUCGGUUCGAGCCAAAGUGUGAGUGAAUUGAGCGAAAUGCGCGUUUUCAAAAGUAAUUCGUCAGACGAAUGGCAGCCCGACAAACGGAAAGAGAAGCGUGAACGGCGGCGGCAAGGGAGCCCGCUCGAGCAGUCACUGGCGUUCGCGGGGAAAUGGUCGAAACGGUGGCGGUGCGGGAGACUCAAAGUUCUCCAUCACAAUCGAGGACUUUCCAGCACUUCCGGGCGGUCGCGGAGGAGGAGGAGGAGGAACAGCCCAUUCCACUCCCAACAAGAAUACCAGAAGAGACAGAGAGUCGCACGGAAGAUCUUCGCAUCUGGCACCCAAACCCAUUCCGUUGUUUUCUCAGAAGAACGAAAUGCACGACAUGGUCUCGACCGACGACAGCGGCGUCUCCUCGGGCAGUCGCGGCCACACUCCGAUACACGAUACGUCGUCCGCUCCGAUUCUUGGCCUCAUCAAGUCGGACCAGAAAAAGGUUUGAACGACGGAAAUCGCUAACUUUCAAUUAUGCUUCAGAAGCUCCCCUCAGCGACAGAGCUGAAUAAACGGAAGGUGUAUUCUCCAGCCAAGGACCGCACGCCACGUGGCGCCCCUAAAUCGGCUCGUGCUUCUUCCCAAUCCAAUGCUCAUUUCGGAGCUUCCGCUUCACCCAAAAAGGUAGAAACAUCGCUCUCGCGUGUGAUCAAUCGAUACAUUCCCCCUUGUUUCUCUGUGCCUCUCUGACCCUCAAACUGUCCCUUUCGCACACACUUUCACUGCAAUUCGCGAAACUUGAUCGAUCCCCCGCUAGUUCUAUUGCCUGUUGCCACCAUUUCUAAUAUCAAGUCUGGGAGCCGCCUAUCAAAGCACAGAAGACAAACAUAAUUAUCGCGAAUGUAAAGGCGGAAAGGGGCGGCCGAAUCGAUCGAAUCGAAUAACACAACGGCAAAGACGACCCGUCGUUUUCUUUGUCCCUCGCCGUCAUCUCUUCCCGCUGUAUUCUCAGGCUCUCUGUCUCGUCUUGUGCUAGAUCUAUUCAUAUUUCAUAUCAACAAUGACCCACUGACAAAAGUUCGGACAAAUGAUGAGAAUCCGUCCGGUAUGUCCCAGGAUGAAAAGCUCUAUAAAACAAUUUGUCUCAUCGAGAUCUCUUAUCGAUCGAUUUUCAGAAGUCGAUCAAUGCGGCCAAUUCAGCCAACACGGCUCCGUCCUUCAUGAAGCUGUCGAAGCUGGGCCAAAAGGUGCCGGAGAGGUAGCAGAAUUUUGAGCCUGGAAAUGAAUUGAGCAAUUACAGACGAGGAGGGAACAGAAUCAGCAAUCAUUCGACACAGUCCGGCAGCUUCACUUCUCCUUUCAGUGAAGAAAGAGAGAAGGAGAAUGAGGAGAAAACUCUAACGAGUCUGAGUUCGAUAAUUGAUGGUAUCACUCUCACAGAUGUCGGAAAGGCGAAGAAGGAGGAGGAGAAGCCUCCGACUGAUCCGAUUCCGUCCUGCAAGAGCGCCAGGACUGAUGUUCCUAGAAUCAUUCUUGGCCAGGAUGGAGGUGAGAUCACAGUUGUCAUUCAAAUCGAAAAAGUUUAUUUUAGAAAUGAGCAACAUUCCAUCGACGAUGCUCACUGAUCAAUACGGAAUGGCCGCCAUGCUGCCGAUCCUGGACAUUGUCCGAAAUCGCAUAGUUCUCCCUGAGAGCACCGGUCUUUCUGAAGAGAAACUACGCGAGAAACAUCUCCACGAGAACGUGAGUCGGCAUGACGAAGCCUUCCAAUUUCGGUUCGAGGUUUUAGAUUGAAAUGACGUGCAUCGGAAUCGAUUUGAAUGAACUGGGAGUUCCGAUCAAGACAUCGGAGAGCAAGUAAUCCCAGUGACAGAAUAUUUCACGGCGCUAAUCCUGUACAGUUACAGACCAGUGUGGCAGACAUUCGCCGGCCCGUUCGGCCAUCAACCGUUGUAUCCGACGAGCAUGGGACUGAGCGUAAGAGAAUCUCCGUCUUUUUCUUCCAAACAACCCAUUUUCAGCACUAUCAAGUUCCGAGCGUCUACUACACUGCUCGCACCCUUCAGCAGAGCUUCGACAUGACUCAGAACAUUCCGGACAAGUUCGGAGUCCACGAGCUCUUCUACAUGUUUUACAAUCUUCCGAAAGAACUGUGGCAGCUGAAUGCGGCUCGCGAACUGUACGAAUUGAACGAACUGAGCUGAUGUGAUGAUUUGUUUGCAGGCAAUACCGUGGAUGGCGUUUCAAUAUAAAGGAGAAAUUGUGGGUGCUCAAGAAGCUAGGAGAGCCUGAUGAGUGUAAGUGAAGAAAAGAGUUGGCAGAAGACGGAUGAAGAUGGUUUUAGAUGGAAUAACUGUGACGGCACCGCACAAUCCGUUCACUCAACCAGGAUUGACUCAGCAGAACGACUUGAUGAUUGGAAUCUUCGAGAUUUACGACGCCGAGAAAGCUCGCAUUGUGAGUCGCCGCUCCUACCGAAAUUCUUUAUGUAUUGACCCUUCAGACUUCUCGUGAAAUGUCUCUUCGUCGUUCCGACUUUGAAGUUCCCGCUUGGGAGCAAAAAGUGCCCGACGCGUAUCAGAAGAUGGUUUCUUCCGUCUUCCCGAAGGACGUCCUCUGGGGAAUGCGCGAGGAUCGCACCAAACCGAACGUUCUGUCCGGAUUCAACGGUCUCACUUCGUCCGUCAAACCUACCGGAAGCAAGUGAGUCAUACCUCAUUCCUCCGCAGUUUCCCAUAUGAAAAGAAUAAAUUCCAGACUCCCGAACCUCGUGCUCCCGAAGCCGCAACCGUCGAACCGUCGUCUUCUGAGCUUCGUCGAUUCGCCCGACGCGAACCAAAGCUUCGACCUUUCGUUCGGAAGUCUCCCUCAGAACAUGGACGACUUUUUCCGUCAGCAGCAGAUGUAUGCCGUCCUCCUGCAAAAAAUGCAGCAACAGCAGAAUCUGCAGCAACAGCGACAGUCGUCGUCCAACUUGCACUCUUCCUCGUCGUCCAGUUACUAUUAG